AUGGGGGCAAGUGCUGCUGAAUUCGAAUCUUUAGAACAACAAUUUCUUGAACUCAUGGGAGAAUUUCGUACUAUCCAUUCAUCAGAGGCUCGUCUCCGUGAAGCAAUCCGCACGGAAUGCACGAGGGCAGAAUCUGCCGAGGCAGCUCGAGAUGCGGCCGAGCGCGCGGCUGUAGAAGCUCGGAACAGCGCCGCUGCAGCUACUGCUGGAGCCACGCAAGCUGCGACCGAGCUCGCUGCUGUACACGAACAGCUUGCCAGCUUCAAACUCAAACUAGAACUAUCGGACCGUCAACGAAAGCUUCAAGAAGAACGGCAUGCUGAAUUGCUCGCACAAUUAAACUCCUUAGAGCGUGAAAUCCAAGAGCUGCGACCAUUACAGACUUCGCAUGUCACUUUACAAAGGCAAUUCACGGAGUUGCAUGAAAGGAUUGGCACCGCCACGGAGGAUGCUCGAAGAGAAGCUAGUCAGUUGGAAUGCGAAUUACGUCGAGUAGAAAGAUGCGCUGCCGGGGGCUCAGAGAUACGUGACCGAGCGCGGCUGGCCGCUGCAGCGCACGCUCGGGAAAAACGUUUAGCAGCCGCCGAGCUGCAGCACACCUCGCGGGAACUUAGCGCUGCGAACGCCGAAAUAAACAAGUUGAAGGCGCUCGUUGCAGAAAUGCAAUUUCGAUUAUCAGAUUCCAAAGAUAGGAUACUCUCUAAGGCGCUCGUCUCAGAUGAGGAAAGUGUUCAACAGCUGCGUGAUGCUUUAGAAACUGAACGAGCCGGAACUGAAAAGUUGGAGAAAGCGUUGGCCGCAGCUCUGGCUGAUAACGCAGUAUUGGCUGCAAAAGUGCACGCAAGUGACAAUAACGACUCUCCAACUAAACUCAGUCUGUCACCUCCAACAGCUAAUAAUUGUACAAACAUUUGUCCAAUAGAUACAUUCUUGGCUGAUUAG
Messenger RNA from Bombyx mandarina (wild silkworm), 942 nucleotides. RefSeq lists its product as uncharacterized. Lineage: Eukaryota; Metazoa; Arthropoda; Insecta; Lepidoptera; Bombycidae. The record is from RefSeq and is a predicted model, not a curated record.